Echinococcus granulosus is the source of this 399-nucleotide messenger RNA. RefSeq lists its product as hypothetical. The record is from RefSeq and is a predicted model, not a curated record. Lineage: Eukaryota; Metazoa; Platyhelminthes; Cestoda; Cyclophyllidea; Taeniidae. The transcript has 2 exons. Bases 1 to 399 code for a protein of 132 amino acids.
AUGUUGCACUUGCGUUCAAAGUGUACUGACAGUUUGACAACAAAUUUUUUAAAAUGGAUCCAUUCAGCUUGUACUGAUCACAAGUUUAAUUUUAAGGCUGAAUCUGUUCGCAUCUCACUUAUACCCGCACUCAUUUCACCACCAACUGGGUUGUGCUUCGUAUUUCCUUGUCACUUAAGUGAUGACUUGCUGAACGCAGACAAAAGUGCUCUUUGCGAGGAUGUAAUACCUAAAAGGAGAGAUAAAAUGAAAAAUAAAUACAGGUGCCACAUCAAAACCAAUACAACUGUUAUUUCUUUGGACAAUAGACACGACACCAUUGAUCAUGCGACACUACAUGUGGAAGGUGAUGUGAUCGUAUCAUACACUGGUCAAUGGGAAAGAUUUCAAUUACAAUGA